Molecule: messenger RNA, 1244 nt
Organism: Guillardia theta CCMP2712
Lineage: Eukaryota; Cryptophyceae; Pyrenomonadales; Geminigeraceae
Exons: 1
Coding region: 1-1161 (386 amino acids)
Source: RefSeq, a predicted model, not a curated record
AUGAGGUUGGGGAGCCUGGUGAGGAGCUUACAGGUCGGUCUAUACAUCGUCAUCCCGUUCACUGUGCUUCUUAUGCAUUCGUUGGUGCCGGCCGCGCGCGAUGUCAAGCACGCAAGUAAGCAGGAAGUUGGGUGCAACGAUGGCAUACUGGUGAAGAGUCUGAAAUGGAUGGGUCCUUACUCCCCGGCCUUCUAUUCCAACGGCAAGCGGCAUAGCUCGUUUUACAGCUUGAAGGAGGCGAAAGUCGCGUGCGAGGCUGCCCUGACCUGCGAGGGAGUGACCGGCGCGUGGAGCCCGGCGAAGAUACCCGAGGAGGAGUGGGUGUGGGAGCUGAGAGCUCGGAAACCCAGCAGAGAAGUGAUGUGGAUCUCGCCAUCCAGCUCGGAGGAGGUGACGUACGUGUACAACAGGAACCUCUCGCUCCUCAAUGUCUGCUGCCCGAAGAAGUUCACCUCCAUGCUCCCGGUCUUCUACAUCAAUCUCGGGUACCGGGCAGACAGGAGGAGGAACCUGCUGUCCAACCUGGCCUCCAAGGGCGUCGAUGUGGUGAGGUCCGUCAGCCGCCAGAACGGCAUCAACAGGAGCCUAUACGAAACCGCCACUGACAUCCUCGUUGCUUGGAAGCAGCCGCUCACAUCUAGCAGCGUCUGGAAAGGCCAACUGAUCAAUGGCAAGCCGCCCAACACUCGCAGCGAGCGGUUCAAGGGCAAGGUUGCGAGCUGGGUAGCUCACCGAGUCGUAUGGGAGCGAAUCAUGCGAGCAAGGAACUUUCCCAGAGGAGCAUGGUUUCUGAUCCUCGAGGACGACGUCAGGAUGAUGGACUCUGUGGAAGCAUUCUUGGACAAGAUGAGCGCCACCCUCUGCCUCUACCCCCACGCCGACAUGAUCUACCUCACUGGACGCGAGGUACCUCCCCUCCUCCCUGGCAACAUGGUAGCCUACAUGGGAGUGGAUGCGUACGCCGUCUCCUCCAGGGCUAUCCCGAAGCUCCUGAACUCGACGGUGCUGGGAAAGCUGCUGGUGGUCAACACGACAGCGCUCGACGCCUAUCUCUCUGCCCUGGUGCUUGCGGACAUCAUCGACGCUCGGAUGGUGGUAGGUGGAAACCCCUUUGUGAACAGCUGGAAGCAGUUCAAGUCCGACAUCGAGGUCAGAGGCUGACCACAGUCACUCGGACGGUGUGGCCGCCGGUGACCGUCCGCGGCCGGGGCCCGGGCCGCCGGAUGCUCAGUCACUGAGCAUCG